Messenger RNA from Arachis stenosperma, 3499 nucleotides. RefSeq names its product putative pentatricopeptide repeat-containing protein At1g74580. Gene Ontology annotation, molecular function: protein binding. NCBI's taxonomy places the organism in Eukaryota, Viridiplantae, Streptophyta, Magnoliopsida, Fabales, Fabaceae. The coding region runs from base 833 to 3154 and encodes 773 amino acids. The record is from RefSeq and is a predicted model, not a curated record. The transcript is spliced from 2 exons.
GCAAAGAAAACUCUAACCUAACCCUCAGUUCCUCUCCCUCCCUGAAGCCAGUGAAGUGAACCUUACUCUUUCUCAAUCUCACAUCCUCACUCAGCCUCCGCAGAGCAGCAGAGGCACUUUCUCUCUCUCACACUCACGAUUGCCGGCUCCUCUGCCUCCUCGUCGCCUCAGCCACCUUCGUCGCUGCGUCGUCGCCUCGCCUCAGCUUGAUUUCUCUCCUCUCACCGGUCCCCGUCACCGCGCCGCACGCGUCUCCCUCUCCCUCUCCCUCUCCCUCUCCCUCAACCAAAGAGAAACCCUAGCCUCCUCCACCGCCGCAAGGAGUUCGCCGCUGCCGCCGUCCGUCGCACGCAGCAUGGGCUUCUCUCUUCGUCUUGUCUACAAUCAGUGGCGCUGAGCCAAUCCCCUUCUCUCCUUCUCCAGAACUCAGAACUCAACCUCAAGUCUUCAACCAAAGAAAAAGUUGAAAACCCUAGCCUCUGCCGCCGUCCGUCCGUCCGUCCGUUCGUCCGUCUAGCCACUGCCGCCGUCCGUCGCACGCAGGUCUUCUCUCUUCGUCCUGUUCUCCCCGUCUCCAACCCCUGCUCCCUUCUUCCGCAAGCUCGGCCCAUGCUUCGUCUUCAUCUGCUCAACGUCCUGCUCGCUGUCGUGUGGUCGGCGUCGUCAGUCGCGGCAACGUACUCUGCCCAGAGCCCCAGACUUCGAAGGACCAAUUUUAUCGGUUCAAUCAGUGAUCUAUCAGUUGAACCAAUAAACUAGUGAAUCAGGAGUCUGACCGAUUCGAUCACCAGUUCGGUUCUGAAGACUAUGUUUAUAGUUUCUUUUUUGUGGAAUGAAUCGUGUUCUUCUUCCGAAACAUGUCGCUGCGGUAAUAAAAUCCCAAAAGAACCCUCUUAGGGCAUUGGAAAUGUUCAACUCGGUGAAAACCGAGGAAGGGUUCAAGCAUACGCUUUUAACAUACAAAUGCAUGGUUCAGAAGCUUGGUCUCCACGGCGAGUUCGAGAACAUGGAGAACAUUCUCUCGGAGAUGAGAACCAACCUCAACAACGCGAUUCUAGAAGGAGCGUACGUCGAAGCCAUGAGGAGCUACGGAAGAAGAGGGAAAGUUCAGGAAGCUGUUGACACGUUCGAGCACAUGGACCUCUUCAACUGCGACCCUUCCGUACACUCCUACAACGCUAUCAUGAACAUUCUGGUUGAGCACGGGUACCACAACCAAGCACAUAAGGUUUACAUGAGGAUGAAGGAUAGAGGGGUUUGUUCCGAUGUGUGCACCUACACCGUGAGGAUCAAGUCGUUUUGUAGAACUAGGAGACCCCAUGCUGCUCUUAGGCUUCUUAAGAACAUGCAUUUCAUGGGGUGUAAUUCGAAUGCGGUGGCGUAUUGUAACGUUGUUGAAGGGUUUUAUGAAUCCGGGUGUUUUGAUGAUGCGCGUGAGGUGUUUGAUGAAAUGCUCGAGAGACUUUUGUUUCCUGAUGUUACAACUUUUAACAAGCUUGCUCAUAGGCUCUGUAAAAAGGGGAUUGUGGGAGAGAGUGAAAGGCUUCUGAGCAAGGUUUUAAAGAGAGGGGUUAAUCCCAAUUUGUUUACUUUUAAUAUAUUUAUUCAAGGGCUUUGUAAUGGAGGUCAUAUUGAUGGUGCUGUUAGGUUGCUUGGUGUUGUGGCGAGAGAAGGUUUGAGUCCUGAUGUUGUCACAUAUAACACUUUGAUUUGUGGGCUUUGUAGGAAUUCUCAGGUUGUCAAAGCUGAGGGAUACUUGCAUAAGAUGGUUAAUUGUGGGUUUGAGCCUGAUGGUUUCACCUAUAAUACUAUUAUUAAUGGAUACUGCAAGACUGGGAAGGUGCAAGAUGCUAAUAGGAUUCUGAAAGAUGCAGUUUUUAAGGGCUUCCAGCCUGAUGAGUUUACUUAUUGUUCCUUGAUCAAUGGAUUGUGCCAGGAUGGUGAUCCUGAUCAAGCCAUGGCUAUUUUUAAGCAUGGAAUUGAGAAGGGUUUGAGGCCAAGCAUUGUUGUUUACAAUACCAUGAUUAAAGGGUUGUCUCAGUUGGGUCUGAUUUUGCCAGCUUUGCAGUUGAUGAAGGAGAUGGCAGAAAAUGGCUCUCACCCUAAUAUGUGGACUUACAAUUUAGUCAUAAAUGGACUGUGCAAGAUGGGUUGUGUAUCUGAUGCCAAUGAUCUUGUCAAUGAUGCUAUUGCCAAAGGAUGCCUACCUGACAUUUUUACCUUCAAUACUUUGAUUGAUGGCUACUGUAAACAGCAGAUGUUAGACACUGCAAUUGAGAUGGUAAAUAGAAUGUGGAGCCAAGGUGUGACUCCUGAUGUUAUCACAUACAAUACUUUGUUGAAUGGGCUUUGCAAGGCUGCGAAAAGUGAUGAAGUAAUGGAGAUCUUCAAGGCUAUGGCGGAGAAGGGAUCCGCUCCAAACAUAAUUACAUACAACAUUAUCAUUGAAUGCCUUUGUAAAGAUAAGAAAGUAAAUGAAGCUUUGGAUUUGCUUGGGGAUAUGAGAAGCAAGGGUUUGGCACCUGAUGUGGUUAGUUUUGGCACAUUGAUCACUGGUUUCUGUAAGAUUGGGGAUCUUGAUGGUGCUUACAGCUUAUUUAGAAGGAUGGAAAAACAAUACAAUGUUUAUCAUACAACAGCAACAUAUAACAUUGUACUUUGUGCGUUUUCCGAACAGCUCAACAUGAAAAUGGCAGUAAAGCUCUUCUCUGAGAUGAAGCGAAAUGGCUGUGAACCAGAUAACUAUACCUAUAGGGUCAUGAUUGAUGGCUUUUGCAAAACUGCAAAUGUUACACAAGGGUAUAAUCUUCUAGUGGAAAAUAUUGAAAAGGGGUUUAUUCCAUCGCUAAUUACAUUUGGACGAGUUCUAAAUUGUCUUUGCAUGGAGGACAAGCUUCAUGAAGCAGUUGGUAUCAUCAACCUUAUGAUCGGAAAGGGUAUCGUCCCGGAUAUUGUAAAUACAAUCUUUGAAGCUGAUAAAAAGGUGGUUGCAGCACCCAAGAUUGUUGUAGAAGAUUUGUUGAAGAAAGGCCACAUAACUUACCAUUCCUAUGAACUACUAUUUGAUGGCAUUAGAGAUAGGAAGAUGCUUAAGAAAACGCUUCCAACAGUGAAGUCUCACGAUCGAAGGGCCACGUCAGCAGCUGUUACUUAAGAAAAUUGCUGAUUCUACUGGAAGAAUCCUGCCAAAAUGGUAGGAAGUUUCAUGGUGGAAAAUCUUCUUUACAUUUGGGAAAGAAAAACAAAAAGAGGAACCGGAAAUAUCAAGGAAUCUAGACAUGAAAACGUGAUUAUUCAUGUCAAGCACAUCACCAACUUUCAUAGCAAGAAAUUGAAGGGGCACAAAGUAUGAUGUGUCUUCUGCUUGGAGUGUCACUUGAACCAAAUUUUGGCCUCGAGUGUGAGUGUGAGAGAAUAUAACAUGUACAGAGAAAUCAGAAAUCUAAUUGUUUUGUAAUUACUCAAGAAAUAAAAAAAAAAGGAUAUUUAAAUUUAAUGC